Raphanus sativus (radish) is the source of this 1109-nucleotide messenger RNA. RefSeq lists its product as uncharacterized. NCBI's taxonomy places the organism in Eukaryota, Viridiplantae, Streptophyta, Magnoliopsida, Brassicales, Brassicaceae. Gene Ontology annotation, molecular function: metal ion binding; ubiquitin protein ligase activity. Bases 260 to 883 code for a protein of 207 amino acids. The record is from RefSeq and is a predicted model, not a curated record. The transcript is spliced from 5 exons.
UAAUUAUAUUGGCAAAAACAUCCUUGUAUCUUUACUACAGCAACAUCUGUCUAAAUAGAUCCCUUGCCUUGCCGGAACUAACCUGGGUAAAACUGUCAUUUGAUUCUGAACAUACGCUUUGAAUUUUAUCUUCGAAGUUUAUCCUCUUUAAUAAGCUGUCUUAAAUCCGGUGCACAAAAAAAGAUGUUUCAAUUUUCUCAUUUCGUAAAAAAAAGAAUCUUCUAAGAAAGUGACGAAACGAAGAGAGAGAAACAAGCAAAUGGAUGUAACAACAACCGCCGAGGUGAUUUUUGAUCGGAACGAAGCGGUGGAGACGCCUCCAGAGGAUGAUUGUUGCCCGAUCUGUUUUAGCUCCUUCACGGUCCCCUGUCGAGGCAACUGUGGCCAUUGGUAUUGCGGAAGCUGUAUAUUGCAGUAUUGGAACUAUGCUGCAGUCUCUAAGCCUUGCAAGUGUCCUAUGUGUGUUCGACACAUCACCACGCUGUCACCGGAAGCAUCCUUGCAACAGCGGCAAGAGCAAGAGGUGAAGGAGGUUCUUGCUAAGAUCCGUAGGUAUAACCGUCUCUUUGUUGGAGGUUUAACUGGCUUUCUUCAGUUGCAGGAGCUGCCUUUGCUGAUAAAGAGAUUGGUGUGGCACAUGAUGGAUCCAGAUACAAACACUUUGUAUUUUCAUGAAGUUCGCAUCUUUGCAAUGUUGAUGAGUACCCUUUACACUGCGGCAGAGUUUAGCUUCAUCCCAACGGGAGGGUUCAGAAUAGUGACGGUGUUCGACUACACUGCUAUUGCAAUGAUCUUGAUUCUGCGCGUGGUGGGGUUAUAUCGGAGGAGACGUCUUGCUCAGCGUGUUAGGCAUAUUGCAGCUACAGAAUUUGAACCAGAAUAGAGUUCAAAAUGAAUGUAUUAUCAUGUGAAUGAGCAAGCGUUUGUUUGUUGUAGGUUUGGUUUGGUAGAUCAUACAGAAGCCAAGAGUCUUAUGACCACUGUAAAAAAAGUGAGAUGCGAUCUUUUUAUAAAUAAAUGUAAUUACAUGAACUUAAUAAGAUGGGCUUGUACUGGGUUAUUAUGUGUCCCAAUGUUGGGCUUGAAUAGUAAGUCUACUACUCCAUUUA